AUGCCACAAGAAGAUAGAGAAAUCUUGCAACGUAUAGUUGUCUCAAAGCGUCCGUACGUCUAUUCUAAGGCAAGGGCAUCAAUGAGAGGGGGAAACCACUUAGCAAUGAAAAGCUUGGUGCAGCUGUUCAAUGAGUGGGAGAUCCAACUACUAGUGCUUUUUAGCUUCACACUACAGUUCUUUCUCUUCUUUGCCGGCGGCCUCCGGCGGCGUAUCAGAAACUGUGUACUGAGGUCAUCAAUCUGGCUAGCUUAUUUGGGAGCAGACUUGGUAGCCGCUUAUGUCCUAGGCCUCAUCACACGACAAGAGGUUUCCACUCAUCACCUGUUUUUUCUCUGGGCGCCCUUUCUCCUCAUACAUCUUGGUGGACAAGACACCAUCACUGCUUUUGCCAUCGAGGACAACAGUCUCUGGCGGAGGCAUUUGUUGAACCUUGUUGUCCAAGUGUCCCUUACCCUGUAUAUCUUUUGGAAGUCAUUCGACGGCGGUCCUAACAUGCAACUUCUUGCUCCUAGCAUCCUUUUGUUUGUCACUGGCACUAUCAAGUAUGGGGAGAGAACAUGGGCUUUGUGGUGUGGCAGCCUGACAAACAUCAGGGACUCGGAUGGUCAUGCUUCUGUUUCGGAAUUGCGCUUUGCUACCUCUUCUGACCCUGUUAUGUUUGCCUUGGUUUCAACAAAUGCUAUGCGUUGUUUUUUUACUGGCCUUAGGUUGCCCACUGACUUUUGGCAUAUAGGUAAUUUACGCCCAGACUUUUCAACCAAGUUAUUCUGGAUCAUGGAGAUUGAACUCAGCGUAAUGUUUGAUGAUAUCUAUACUAAGGCCCUGGUGCUUCGGACGUGGGGUUGCACCAUCCUUCGGUGCAUCUCGCAUCUUUCCUUCCUGGCUGCUUUUGUGCUAUUCUUUUAUGUAGUAAGAAACAAAGAGAGGCGGCAGUACAAUUUUGUUGACACUGCAAUUACCUAUGGUCUGUUUUUCGGUGGUUUCUCUCUUGAAGUUUCCUCAGUAUGUAUCAUCAUGAGGUCACCUGGGACUUGGGCAUGGCUAUGGAAAAAGACUCGGAAUUGUAGCUUCCUUGGCUCCGUUGUUAAAUGGUGUAUACGUACUAGGUGUCCAAGGAAAAGGUGGUCAAACUCCAUGGGUCAGUACAACAUCCUAGACUAUUUGGGGCAGUCAAGGAAACUGGUGAAUAUGUUUUUCAGGACGGGAGAGCAAAAGUUGUGGAUCAGUAAACUGCUGGACACCAAGUUUGUGCAGGUGGAUGAGCAGAUCAUGAGAUGCGUCGUCCGAAGGAUUGCUCAGUAUCGCCAUCGCCAAGAAGGUAGCCCCCAGGCCGGGCAAUUGGAAAAUCUUGGUCCGUUCCUACAGAAGAUUGUGAAGCGGCAUCAUUCCGGUUUUGAUUGUCCCUCCAUUAUCGGGCUCCAUUUAUUCACAGAGAUACUGUUGAGUAGGUAUGUACGCACUGGCACUGCUAUGGACAGUGAGUCUAGCGAUGCUUCGGUCCGUGUAUGCCGGAUGAUAUCCCAGUAUAUGCUUUAUCUUUUGCUCACGCACCCUAAAAUGCUGCCGACCAUCAGCAGCGAUAGCGGAGUAGACCAGUUAGUAGCAUCCCUCUAUGUAAUCUUCGGUGCGGAUAAUGACAUGAUGGUUCAGGCAGUUUCAGCAUUGGCUUUUAUCGAUAUGCCGGAGCCACCGGGGGAGUGCGCAGAGGCGCAUCUGUUGGAGCUCCAAGAGGCAUGGGUAGGUGUGCUCCUCCAUGCGGCCAGCAAGUCGCGGCCGGAGAUGCAUGCCACGCUGCUAGCCAAAGGAGGGGAGCUCCUCACCUUCAUCUGGCUGCUCAUGGCCCACUACGAGCUUGGGGAUGUGCAGGGCCGCCCCAUCGAGAUGACCGCUGAUGCACCUACUGUUCGGCGCCACUACGCCUUCUGUUUUCCACCUCAACCUCAAGCCUCUAGCUAG
Triticum turgidum subsp. durum (durum wheat) is the source of this 1959-nucleotide messenger RNA. NCBI's taxonomy places the organism in Eukaryota, Viridiplantae, Streptophyta, Magnoliopsida, Poales, Poaceae. The record is from the annotation of a GenBank genome assembly.